Messenger RNA from Guillardia theta CCMP2712, 4641 nucleotides. RefSeq lists its product as hypothetical. Bases 1 to 4641 code for a protein of 1546 amino acids. The record is from RefSeq and is a predicted model, not a curated record. NCBI's taxonomy places the organism in Eukaryota, Cryptophyceae, Pyrenomonadales, Geminigeraceae. Gene Ontology annotation, cellular component: membrane. The transcript has a single exon. Gene Ontology annotation, molecular function: calcium ion binding.
AUGUGGGGACUGCGAAGAUGUCGUUUGCUCUCUUCGUCUUUAGCUGCAUCUAUCAUGAUGAUCAUGAUGUCCACGAGCGCUGCUACUGACCUCUGCUUCUCUGGUUUUUACUUCAACGGCACAGGAUGCGUGCCCUGUGCUGGGAAUCCUGGGAACUCUCGCUGGGCCUCCAAUGGACCGCGAUGCGGAUGGCUGUGUGAUGUGGGAUACAGGGAGAGCAACGGAGACUGUGUGCCAUGCUCCGGAGAGUGUCGGUCAUAUGACGUCGAGCUGCUGCAGCUUAGCGAACUGAGCGAGGGAGAUGCAAGCUUGGAGUUGAUGUUUGACUUCUGCUCGGUUGUGUGCCAGAAGUUUGGUCUGUUCUUCACGGGCAUUUUCAGCCCGUCAAAUCGAAUGUGCAUGUGUGCAUUCAAGGAAAAUCCGCCCGUCAUCAUCAGCAGCAUGACAGCAUGCGAAAUUCUCCAGUCUGGCGAGCUUGACGUGCCCAUCAAGAUGCUUGAGUUUCAAUUUCAAAAGUUUUCCUCCCAUUCAAAACCUUUUCUUGCCAAGAGCAGCUCGGAUUCUGCUAUUUUCUGCUAUCAAGCCUCACAAACGACAUCAGAUAUGAGGGUGCUCUGUCUUGUUUAUGGGAAUGUCACCAGUGCUGUCACAUUGAUGAGAGACGGCAGAUUGUCUUCAAAUGCAGUUCAAUACAUGCACGUGAGGAGUACUUUCACACCGUUGUUGCUUCAUGGCGAUGGCGGGGAAGAUAACACAUGUAAAAGCUGCAAGGUCGGGCGCUUUCUAAAUUUCAGACCUUUUCCAACCGCAAAGAGCAGCAGCAACACACUCAACGGACCGACAAGGGUUUCUUCGUUUCAGAUCGAGAUUGCUCAGGAACGAUCAAAGAAGAUGUUUGCGUGCGCGAGAUUGGUUAAGUCUUUGGGUUUUCCGUAUUUCUGUCUCAAGACAGAGAUCGACGAAGCGUGCUACGCCAUCAGUUUCGCAGAUGUGUUGAAGGAGGGGAAUAUGGAAUGUUGGUCAGUCCAGAUGGCAUGUGAGGACUGUUCUGCUCCAGCAGGCUGGUAUGCUUCUGCUCUGAGUCUCAACUUCACAUCGCCUGGUCUGCCACUCCUUAAUCAAAGCUGCAACGUUGAGUGUCCAACAGAUUCUUACACCAUCCGCGGUUUCGAAUACAUCUCGUACUGGGACAGGCGUGAAGUUACAGUUUGUUAUGAAAAGCAUGCAUGGAAUCUCCUGCGCACUGCUUAUGUACUUCCAGUUCCUCUGGGGAUGAUUAUCAUUGCUGUAGCAAUUCAUUUUGAAAGGAAGAUGAAGAAAUCACAAUCUCAAUGUGCUGAAUGCAGCAGCGAAUGGAAAGACAACUCCUGCCCCAUCGAUGGUUUGCCUCUUUCGCAGAAGCUGACACUGGAGGAUCUUGGAAUCGAGAUGGAAGAAAGCUUUGAAGACAAUCAAAACAUUGUCAACCUGAGCUGUCAAUGCUCGAGGGAGGAAGUUACGUCCAUCUUGGUCUGCGGACAUGGUUCUUGCAAGUAUGAAUCGUGUACAAACUGCGGCUGUUGUUGGGACAAGCAGAAAUGGAAGCGCUCUUCUCUGUGGUGGAUCCCCCUUGCUAUUCUCACCUUCGCAUGCUUUGUUUCUUGGAACAUUGGUGCUGCUUUCUACGUCGGAAAUUGGCUCAAUUGGACGAAAUUUUGGUGGAUUCUCUUUGCUUCCAGUCACGCCAUUAUGUUUGUAGUGUAUCUUAGAACAUGUGCGUACAAGACAAAGUGCUUGCGCGAUGAUUGCUGUCCAUGCUAUUCGCCGGUACCGAUGAAAAAAGUUCCCAAGGGAUUUCAGUGUGUUUUGAUGUUUUUCUUCACCACUUUCAUUCUACAGUUGUUUUUAACUCUUCUCACACUUAAGGUCGACUGGCAGUUUGCCGAACAUUAUGGAGGCUGUGAGAGCAUCGACUGUUUGAUGUAUUCUCGUGUAGACUACAGAGCUUUCUGCCCGCUCUGUAGCGAAGAUGAAAUACUCUAUGCAAAAGUUCCGAGUAACCUCAACAGCAGCUUCAUGGUCUUGGGAUUUUUCUUCAUGAUUGUCAGCUUGAUCUGCUGCUUACGGACGCUGCAUUUUAGCAUAGUUAUUGGCAUCCGUAUUUGCUGCGUGUGUGCAAACAGCAGGAUUCACGAGUUUUCUUAUAUUUCAGGUUGUUAUCAAGAUUUCACUUUUGAGACUCUUGGACGAGAAUUGUUUCGUUGGCCGAGGAGCUGCAGUAGAUGCAAGCAGAGACUGUGGAGGAAAGAGAAGCUGUUGGACUCGUUUCUUUAUCGCCGGAGGACGAAUGUGGUGGUUGCAUUGAUGAAGCGACUGUCUUUCUUCGUCACAUUCCGGCGAUUCUUGGACAACACAAGGCAUUUCUACACGUACAAGCCCCUUGGCUCUGCCCAGAACGAUCGCUCGGACAUUGAGAUGGCGGUAACCACAAGUCAACGUCGACGAAAACCUUCGGCUCCUCUUGUCACAGGAUGGAGAGAUUUACCUUUCUUGACGUUUCUGAAGACUGAGGGGGCAGGAUGUGCGGAGCUCUUGUACGAUGGGAGUCCCCAGCCAAGACUCUUUGCCUUCUCAAAGCUGCCCAAAGGGUUUGUGCUGGAGGAGGUUACAGGCGAUCUGAAAUGGGACCUGCCGGCGGAGGAGAAGGAGGACCAUUACCAGUUUGACCUCAUCGCAUCUAACUUUGUCGGGGAAUGCAGGCACGAAGUCCAUCUCUUCUUCUCUGCUGGGCCAUGUCCUCCCGCCUCCCUCAGCUACUCUUGCAGUCGCUGCCUGCGCUGUCGGUGCGGCGGCAUCUUGACAAGGUAUGCCGGCUGGGGCGUCAAGGUAGUCUGCGACUAUUGCGAUGCCGUUGGGGAGGCUCAUCGACUCGACUGGUUUGUCUGCAGAGCUUCUGGUUGCUCCUUCGAUGUCUGCCCGCGUUGUGCUGGAAAGAACAGCAGCAGCCCAGAUAGGGGAGAGGUCGUCUUCCAGCUGUAUCACAAUGUCGAGAUGUUUGCAUGGUGUCCGCUCCCUUCCUUCUUUCCUGGCUUCCCAUCUCCGAUCUUCGAUGCUGCUGAUCUCCCUCCUGGUCUCGUCAUCGACGUUGCGACCGGCAAGAUCUCAGGCAUGCCGUCUGCUUGCGGCGUGUGGAUGGUCACGGUCACGGCAAGCAACUUAGGUGGAGGGUGUCAAACGGUUUUUCUCAUAGAGGUGGUAAGCUUCGAGCCGCCCCAUGACCUCAGCUACACGAGCGUCUCGUCAGCCUUCACGGGCAACCAGUUCUCCUACGACGAGAGCAAUUUCUUGGCGAUUGACGCCUUCCGGUCGCCUGCUUCUAGUGAGACCUGUCUCAUCCCCAGCUGGAGCGGUACCAUCACACGCUUCUCCAUUCAUCCUGCGCUUCCUCCUGGGGUCCACCUGGAAGAGGAGACUGGAGUGAUUUCGGGGGUCGCUAAGAGCGCCAUGCAGACAAAUUGCUUCACAGUGGUCGGGAGAGGGCCCGGAGGGAUGUACUGCUGCGCCCACGUGCGGUUGAAGAUCGCUCGCAUCUUGGAGCCCAAGAUUCAAUACCUGUCUGAAGGCAUGCGGAAGAUUCCGCUCGGCUCGCACGUGAAGAUCGAGCCGGUGAAGUCGCAGACGUCCAUCUCCUGCAGACACAUUGACCUGUCCCUCGUUCCUCGCAUGUGGACACAGGAGGAGCAAGAGCCGGAGCCAGAGAAGUUCGAGCCACAUCUUGUCUGCAUCAAGACUGACGUGCGUCCUCCUCUCCCCGAGGGACUUUCAGUGGACGAAGACGCGGUGAUCUGUGGAACGGCAAGAAGGCCGACUCCAGCGACCACGUACUCUAUCGUCGUGAGGAACGAGAAGGGGUUGAGCUCCUCCGAAGUCUCCUUCGAGAUCUUGAGAGCAGAUGGCAAGUCGGCGACGAAGCCAAGGAGCAAGCUCCUUGCCUUCUUCACGACCCCGCAGGGUUAUGAGUCGGUGAAUGUGCAUGGAGAGGCGCAGGAGAUGAUGAGGAAGCACAUGGACCCUGAGUUUGCCUUCGACUGCGACGUCAACCCCCAGCCCACCUUCUCGGACUUCAAGAAGUUCCUGACUUCUCAUCACGGCUUCAACGUCCGCGUCCUCCACUUUGCCGGGCACGGAGAGCAGAACUUCGGCUUUAUCUGGAAUGAAGACCAUCCCAGCAUCGCUACUCCGGCUGUUUACGACAUGGGCGAGCUUUGCAGCCUUGUGGGAAGGGUUGCCGUGGGACAGACGCUGACAGGAACGGUGGAGUGUGUUGUGCUCAAUGCUUGCCAGACGGAAAUGCUGGGGAAGAGAAUGCGAAGUGCGGGAGUGAGAAAUGUCGUUUGCUGGAGGACCAAGGUGAAGGACACGACGGCGAUGGAGUUCACAGACGCGUUUUACGAUUAUUUCAUGGGCAAGGAGCAGAUAGAGGAGGAGGAUUAUCAGCAUGCUUUCCGGCAGGCAAAGGAGAGAAUCCAUCCGACAAAGAAGUCAGACAAUGCAGGCGCGCUGUCAAGAGCAAUACGAAGGAGAUGUGACUCUCGAUCAAGCCUCGACGUCGUUGUUUUCUUGAGUAAGCGAGGAGAUGUUUUACCAGAGCAAAGAGAGUAG